This is a messenger RNA of Kwoniella botswanensis, 678 nucleotides long. RefSeq lists its product as uncharacterized. The transcript has 2 exons. Lineage: Eukaryota; Fungi; Basidiomycota; Tremellomycetes; Tremellales; Cryptococcaceae. Bases 1 to 678 code for a protein of 225 amino acids. The record is from RefSeq and is a predicted model, not a curated record.
AUGUUCUUCUUACGUUACCAUGAUGAACAACAAGCUGCAGAAGAUUCGGUUCUUCGAUUAAGAGGUGGUGGAUGUUUCGAUUGGUUUGAUCAGGUAAGUUUGGGAACCACUGUACAAUACAAUCAUUUUUUCAUGUCCAGUUUAAACUUAAUCAAAUGCGAGUUACACAAAUCGACCCCGUCAGAUCUCACAGGUACAGGUCAUACUCCGAUGCUCCCUCAAUUGAAUGACAAUGACCCAACAUCCUUCGAGGACCAAAAAACCAAGUCCAAGACGAAAUCGAAAGAUAAAUCUCAAGACAAAACCAAAACGAAGAGUAAGGAAGGUGAUGUAAAAAUCAAAGAUAAAGGUAAGAAAUUCAAGAUCAAAAACAAGAAAGACGGGUCCACCCAGACCAUUCUCAAGAAUCAAAAUGAUCCAGUGGUAUCCCCUUAUACAACCAGUCCUACCGCAGGAUUGGGACUGGGCGGGACUGGUUCGUAUGAGCCGAUUAGAAGAAGACGAUUUGAUCUUGGUCGAGAGGGAGAACAAAGCCGAGAUCAAGCCCAGCUGCCACCUGAACAAGUGCGAGAAGGAGGGGCGUUGGGGCUGAGCGGUUGUGGAGGUGGGAAUGAUAAUUCUUGGCGUGGUGAUGGGGCUAACGAGCCUGGGUUGAUCAGUAUGGAAUUCGCGAAAUGA